This is a messenger RNA of Periophthalmus magnuspinnatus, 5586 nucleotides long. It is a transcript of the gene ttc3, whose product is annotated as tetratricopeptide repeat domain 3. Lineage: Eukaryota; Metazoa; Chordata; Actinopteri; Gobiiformes; Gobiidae. Gene Ontology annotation, molecular function: protein binding. The record is from RefSeq and is a predicted model, not a curated record. The coding region runs from base 99 to 5411 and encodes 1770 amino acids. The transcript has 45 exons.
CUCCCACCGCCACGGCCGCCUGAUUCCUGUGGGCUAAAAUCCGGCUACCCAGGGCCACUCUGCCAGGCACUGUAGUCUUUCGACGUAGUAUCGGAACCAUGUCGGACUCUGAGUCGGACUGUGACUGCACGGGCUAUGAGGAAGACAGCCACAAAGACAUCGCCUUUUUGGACCACAACUUUGUCAUAAUGAACCCUCAGACUCCAGAUGAUGUGUUUGAGUACUGGGCCCAGAUCUCUCCGGAGAAUAAGAAGAAAGCGGGACAUCUGAUGAAGAUCUGUGCCUUCUGGCUCCCCAUCCUGCUGCACCCAGAUGAAGCCAGCACUGUGACCUGCUGGGCCUCUCAAGUGGGCCUGGUGGAGCCCAAUAAAGACAUGAAUCUGAGGCACAUCCACAAGAUUGAGAUUAUGGAGGCCAUCCUACGUGCCCUGGUGAAGGGGACUCUGAAAAGGGCUCAAACUAAACAAGCUGUGGGGAUAAGCAACCGAUUUUACAUGCACUCCCCAGAGGUGUUGGAGAAUGCACUGCAGUGGCUGGAGCGCACAGGAGAGCCCAACAUCCGUCCCCGCGUCCUGGAGCUGGGCCCAUUGGACGUCUGCUUCAAGGCUCUGCACCUCAUCUUUGUCGAGUUCUCUCAGUACAUAAAGGCCUUGGCCUACAGCUAUGACAAGACCAUGUGUGCCCUAACUGCUCGGCCUGCGGACAUGCUCAUCAAGAGAUGUGAAGAAAUGAAGCGGAAAGGGAAUGAGCACUUUCAGAAGAGGCUGUACGAAGAAGCAGUCAAGUUCUACACUAAGGCCAUUAAACUAUACCCUGAUAACCACAUCAUCUACGGGAACCGAGCCCUCUGUCAUAUCAAGUCCAAUAACUUCCUAAAAGCCCUGGGAGAUGGCAAACGGGCCACUCUGAUCAAGCCACUCUGGGCCAAGGGUCACUACCGGUACUGCGAGGCCCUGUUUGGACUGGGAGAGGUGCGGCAGGCUCUGGAGGCAAACAACUCAGCCCAGACUCUGUGUAAGGAGGACCCAGAAGGCAUCAAGUACUUGGAGUCACAGCAUCAAAAGUUCACCGCCCAUAUCUGGCACAGCACAGCAAAUGCUCAUCUAAAGAGGAAUCCUGCUCCAAAACCAAACCCAUCCAAUGUUCCUUCUGCUCCAGCACCCCCUAGUGCUAAAGCAAAGAAGGCUACAGCGCCCUCUAGUGCUAAGGCUGAGAAGGCAGCAGGGCCCUCUAGUGCCAAAUCUGAGAAGAAAACCGCUGAGGCCUUCAAUGGUGCAGAGAAGGUGGCUGCACCGUCUAAUGGUACCAAGAAGAAGGCAGCUACAGCCUCUAAUGGUACAGACAAGAAGAUAGCAGUGCCCCCUAGUGCUAAAGCUGAGAAGAAUGCCUCCAAUGGUGCAGAGAAUAAAGCAGCUGCACCCUCUAGUGUUACAGAGAAGAAACCCUCUGUACCACAUUCAGAUGAGAAGGCUGUAGCGGCCCCUAGUGUUCCAGAUAGGAAAGCCACUCCGGUGAAAAAGGAGCCUCAGGACAAGAUGGAGAAAAAAACCCAGCUAGCCAACAACAACAAGAGAAGUGUGACUCCUCCGGACACUAAACCAGCCAAAAGUGAGAAGCUGUUCGCCCAGGGCAAAGCUGAGACCACAAACAGUGUUCAGAAUGGACCUAAGAAGCUGAUAUUGGACAUUUCCAAAGAGUUGUGCUCUGCAAUCAUAGAUGGAUACACUGCCCUGGAUGACCUACGCUGUCGCAACGCAGAGCAGGCCUUCACUCGCGCCCUGGCCCUGGUGGGCCUUGGGACAUCCGCUAAGGUGUCCGGGGUGUCUUCCAUAGACUUACUGCUGUUGCAGUAUGGCAAAGCCACAGCCCUGACUCAGAUUGGACGUCCUGAGGAGCUGUCUCAGGCGGUACAGCUGUUGGACAGGAUCCAGGCCUCAGAGGAGAGGACGUUCCAGUGCCUGGUAUGUCUGGCUUAUGGGCGCGUCUUUGUCAAAGAGAACAGGUACAGCGCGGCCCUCACUUACUUCUCCGACGCCCUGCAGAUGGUGAAGAAUAAGAUCACCCCGGGCAAGCUCACAUGGCCCCUCACCACACACCUUGUGUGUGAGACACAAGUGGACUAUUUACUGGACCUGCUACAGGACUAUAUAGAGAUGUGCAGGUUCCCUCCUUCACCAGAUGCCAUAUGUCGACUUGAAAAUUGUACUGGUUCUGUUAAGAAAGAAAUCUACUUUACUGAUCCUGAUUUUAAGGGCUUUAUCCAGAUCCACUGCUGCCAGAGCUGCAGAGUGGAGUACCACAUGAGCUGCUGGAAGAGCCUCAAGAGUCUUGCCUUUUAUGAGAAGAGUGAGAAGGAUUUUCUAAAAGACCCAUGUUUAACCCCAGACUGCACUGGCCAAAUUAACAUUAUUAAAAUCUAUGGUCCCACAGGCCUGGUUAAAUGUAAGUUUGAAGUGGCUAUUCCCAAACCUGUGACUCCUAAAAAGCCCAAAGUAAAUCAGAAGUGUACUAGUAUUAAGAAGUUGGAGUCUAAAGAAAAGCGUACGCUUCGGAGGAAGCAGCAUAAGCAGAUGUCGGAGGAAUGUGAGGGGGGCGGCACAGAGGCUGCACAGCAGUGUGAGGACACCGCCAAGAUGCCACCUAGAGCUCAUCUCCACUUCAGAGACCACGUUCUCCUGCAGAUAAGCCAGCACCUGGAGCUCCUGCACCAGGAGAGGAGUAACUGUAUGUCUGUCCUGAGCUCCCGCCUCAGGCCUUGGCUGCAGCUGGACCUGUCCAGAGGGAACCCUGUGGCUGGGAGGCUCAUCCAGUGUCUAGAGAAGCCUGUAGUGUCUCUAGGAGCAGCUGUAGAGCUACUGCUGGAGCGCAGGAACCGUGUGUGGGCCCGCAUCCUCAUACAUUCCCUCAGUGACAGUGUGGACCUUCAGCCUAAAGUCAGCAGCUGGGCCAAGGGUCUGGACUCUGCAGGGCUAAUUGCAGCUACGUUCUUCAUGGAGCAGUACUCAGAGGAGUUGGAGCAGUUGGACCUGUCCUUGCUGCUGAACUUUGGCCCAGUUCAGGAGAUCAUCCUGGAGAAGCUGGGCAGUAAGCCUGAGGUCUUCUCCUCCCUGGGGCUCACUCUCACAGAGUACCUUCGCCAGUCUCCUGCCCAGGACAUGAGACUGUUCAUCUGGGCUCUGGAGGAGCACCGGCACCACUAUGUCUCCUGCCACUCAAUACUCGACCACUAUUUUGAUAUGAUGGAUGGGAUUUGUUCAGUUUUUAAAAAGUCAGAAGAUGAUAAUAAUAUAAGUUCUCCUAGUAAGUCUAAGCCAAGGGGCAGAAAAAAGAAAGGCCCCAAGCCUCUCCUGGUGUGGGCCAGCCCUCAGGGGGGUUCUGCAGUAGAGGACUGGGACCCUGAUCUACUGGAGGAGGACUCUCUGACAUUCCUGGAGCAGCCCUUCAGUGUUCCCCCUCACCUCCGCCAGCAACUGGCCUCCUUUGAAGAGCAGUACAGGAGCAACAGUAGUAACCAUGUUUUGGAGAGUCGUCCUCAGCUCUCGAAAGACACUUUAUAUGAAUAUUUUACUCAAAUUUUGGAGGAGCAUGGUCCGCUGGUGGCCGAUGACCCUUUACUGGUGGGAGAGUUGAAGAAUUUUCCAGUAUCAGCCCAGCAGCAGAUUGAUGCGGCAGGGGGACUGGAGGCUUUUCUCCUGAGCUCUCUGGCCUUCACGCGGGUGGGACCAUGUGUGGGGCUCUCUGGUAUGGAGGAGCAGCAGCCAACCGUUCACACCAGCCUGGACCAGCUGGAUGUUAUAGACACUAGCCCUCUGCAUCAGGCCAGUUUUUUUACAUACCUCAGAGACGCUUAUCCCGCUCUGCCAAGCCCAUAUGUUUUUGACCUGUACACUGACGCUGGUGAGGUGGAGCCUCUUUCACCUCCAGCAGCCGUUGUCAGGAGACCCUCGGAGGCUAAGGGAGCUCCAGACAGGCCCCCAGCCCAAGAGAGGCAGCCUGGUCCUGGAGAGUACACUCUGCACUGUGUGGCUGUCAACACAGAGAUCAUCCAGGACUAUGAGAGCAGCCAGGGUGAGCUUAACAGCCUACUGAAGCUACAGCAAGAGAUGCAGCAGCAGAUGGCCUCCAUGAAAGAGGAGAGAGACAAACAGAGGCAGCAAAGAGAGGAGGAGCUCAGGGCCCUGCAGGAGGAGCUGGACCAGACAGUCUCCUGUGUGCAGGUGACGCAGCAGGAGCUGGCUCUGUUCCAGCAUAAACUAGAAGAAGAGGUGAAGAAGGACCAGAAGGACAAAAAGGAGCACCAGGAGCAGCUGAGGGGGCUGAGGCAGGAGGUGGAGGGACUGCAGCAGGACCAAAACAGACUGAAGAGGAGCAUCAGGGACAAGAAGUCAGCCCGUGAAAUCAGACUGCAGGACUUCCUCCAGCUCAGUAACCAGGCUGCUGCUGAGAAGAUGAGUCUAGAGGAGGAGAUCAAGCGCUGCAAAGACCAGACGACUAGGGCCUCCAGGAGGUCCCUUGCAGCCCAGCUAAGUGCGCUGAAGAGCAGCCAGGAGCAGAGCCUGUACCCCCUGCACCGGGAGCUGGCUGACAGUAAGGCUGUGCUGUGGCGCCUAGGUGAUGUGGCCCCCAGGUUCCCCCCUCAGGACCUGGAGUCUGCACAGAAUCAGCUCAGAGCGGGAGUCCAGGAGAUUGAAAAGAAGCUCUCAUCCACAGAGGAGCACUACACUAAGCUGAUAGAGGAGCUAAGGAGCGGCAACUUGCUGAGUGAACCGCCACCUGUGAGCAAGGCCCCGAGCACGGACACUGAGCCUGUGCAGGUCAGUGAGGCUGCCUCUCAGCCACCCCCACAGCCUCCUGCAGGGGCCAGUGGCUCUCCGCUCAAGAAGAAGAAGCAAAAGAAAGCCCAGGAGCAGCCCAACAACACAGUAUUCGAGCGGGCCCUGGAGAGGCUGGGGGCCAUCUUCCCCGACACCAGUCGGGCGGAGCUCACAGGGCACAUCCAGAGAUUCCGCUCAUCCACUGGCAGUUUCCACAGCCUGGGUCUGACAGAUGUAGUCGGCGGGGUCAGCCAGCUUAUCCUAGACCAGCAAGAGGAGAGAAACCGCUCCAGAGCCAAAGCGAUCCCAGGGGCAUCUGCAUGUGUGAUCCCUUCUUUAGGAAACAACGCCUCCGUCUGGCAGCAACUGGAACCUCACAAGACCACUCAUAUCAAUGCAUUGAACACUGAGGACCCAUGCAUCAUAUGCCAUGAUGACAUGAGCCAGGAGGACAUGUGUGUGCUGGAGUGUAGGCACAGCUUCCACAAGGAGUGCAUCCGCUCAUGGCUGAAGGAGCAAAGCACGUGUCCCACCUGCCGAGAACACACCCUGCUGCAAGAGGACUUCCCUGCCCUUUCCUCCAAGAGACACAUUUGAGAUGGCGCUCUUGUCCUUCUGAAUCACAACUUUUACUUUGUGGAUAUUUAUUUAACUCAUUUAUGAUACUAUGAAUACAAAUCACUGAGUUUGUUUUCAAUAAUAGUUCUUCUUUAUUUUAACAUUCUUGUACUUCAUUUUACAUUGUUUAUUAAAAACACAAAAAUACAUAGCU